AUGCUUGGACGUCUGGGCAUGACCGUCAAGCAGUGUCUCGAAGCAUACAAGCGGAUGGCAGAGCAAGCCUUUACGCCGAAAGGAAACAAGCUCUCUCGGACUUUCAGCCUCCCAGCAUCACCUCAUGGUGAGUUUGCGGGGAAAGCCCUUGCAGACGCUGUCAAGAAGAUUGUGAAAGAACGCACGGGUGAUGAAGAAGCCGUCUUUGCUGACAGGACUUGCGUGAAGACUGUCGUCCUCGCCGUCACCAAGGCAGACGUCGGUGCACUGCCUACGAAGUUCAAGACAUAUAGCAUUGGCGAUGACUUCAAGCACUGCAAGAUAUGGGAGGUCGCGCGCGCAACCUCUGCAGCAACUACGUUCUUUGAAUCGAUUUCCAUAGGUCAUCAAGAUAUCGAGUUUAUUGAUGCAGGCUUUGGACACAACAAUCCCAGCGAGGUGUUGUUAAGCGAAGCGGAAGAUAUGUUCCCAGGUGGCACAUACGACUGCAUUGCGAGCAUUGGAACUGGUCUAGGAGACGUGAUAACAAUCAAAGAUACCCGGCGGUCAAUCAUCAGAGCACUCAAGAGUAUGGCAAGCCACUCCCAAUCUGUGCAUCGCCGCCUUUCGCAUAGGUUGUCGGAAGCCGCCUACUUCCGUUUUGAUGUGACGAGAGGCCUGGAUGACAUAACGUUGUCCGACUGGAAAGAGUCGAGUACUAUCUCGGCACACACUAGGAAUUAUCUCGCAGAGGUAGAAGUUGAGAGGCAGAUCAAACGCUGUGCGAGGAUCCUGAUCCAAGACACAGUCUCUACCUCACCCCAUGAAAAUACACAACAAACUUUCGACCAUCAAAGUCACGAUAGACGAGAACACCGCGAUGUGCGAAAUGAUCCAGCUGUCGUCCAGACAUUUCCCUCAUUAUCGGCGAUACUAGACUUUAUCGCACUUAUUAAGCGAGAAGCUCCACGGAGUGCGCUUGUUGACCACAUGGUGCAGCAUAACAUCUCCCCACAGAUGUACCAGCAGAUACUCUCACAGCAGAAUAUCCCACAGCCCAUCUUCUUCAGUAACCCUGUGACCAUCUUCACAGGAAUCACCGGGUAUGAGGUCAUUGGCCUUAGUCUCGACAGAGUUAGCUCAUUGCUUGAAUUCCAGCAGUUUAUGGCGAACGCCGCGAGAGACAUGCUUGAAGAAAGAUUUAAAGCUAAGGGCUCAGCGAAGUUCAUCGAAGGGGAGUUCUUACUCCAAGAUGAGAACGAGCACAUGCUCAACCUACGGUCGCCUUGGAAAAGCAUCAUGAAGCCUGGACAGCGCAGAUACCUGAGUAUCAAGUUUCGUGAAAUCGCAACGACAGCAUGUCCGCAUUGUGGGACUGACAACGAGCUUUUCGAGGGACAAAAUACAAUCUGUCGAACUUGCCAACUGACGUAUCAACGAAUUGUUGAGCUCAGUUCAGAAGAAGAUGUGGAAGAAGGUAAAGCGGUAUCCGAACACGAUACAAGCGGGCCGAGAGUGGAAGACAUUACGGAACAUGAGCUCAAGCUUUGCUUCCAUCGGGUCACACUCUACCUUAAGCAGAGUCAAGCCUUUGGCGGAUCCAAUAUGGUACAGCAUCCGGAAUGGACCCCAGAACAGGUUAAACAACAGGCCCCUGAAAGGCACACUCUUUACGCAAACGAUUCUGAGAGAGCUUUUGAGCGUUUGACUGAGCGGCUUAGGCUGGGAUUGACGACCACGCCAAAACAAUCCAAAGCCCCGUCCCUAAUGCCUCGUUCGAUGCCCCACAACGGGCCGAGCAGAAUAUCGGAGCUUGCACAACAUUUUGAACAGCUAUCACGAGAGUUUGACAAGGAGCGUAUGCGUGAACGGCGUAACGAUCGGGCCAGACAAGUGCGCGCGUUCCCACUCGCUUCUUCUAAACCGGUUGUUGAGGUAUAUAAGAACGUAACGAUCGGGCCAGACAACCUGGCUAAGCCACGUACGCAGGCAAUGAGCGCAGCAUCUUCGGACAGUUAA
Alternaria burnsii is the source of this 1998-nucleotide messenger RNA. RefSeq lists its product as uncharacterized. Gene Ontology annotation, cellular component: membrane. NCBI's taxonomy places the organism in Eukaryota, Fungi, Ascomycota, Dothideomycetes, Pleosporales, Pleosporaceae. The record is from RefSeq and is a predicted model, not a curated record. The transcript has 5 exons. Gene Ontology annotation, biological process: arachidonate metabolic process. Bases 1 to 1998 code for a protein of 665 amino acids.